Mixia osmundae IAM 14324 is the source of this 866-nucleotide messenger RNA. RefSeq lists its product as uncharacterized. Gene Ontology annotation, molecular function: acyltransferase activity, transferring groups other than amino-acyl groups. The record is from RefSeq and is a predicted model, not a curated record. Bases 146 to 784 code for a protein of 212 amino acids. The transcript has 2 exons. NCBI's taxonomy places the organism in Eukaryota, Fungi, Basidiomycota, Mixiomycetes, Mixiales, Mixiaceae.
AGCCAAUGCUUAAACUGACAUGUCAUCCUCUUCGCUGCUCCUUGACUUUGCAAGAUGGCAGCCACGGCGAAGAAGGCAGCUCUACGAGUAGACAUCAUACCUGUGCAAGAGUCUGAUCUCCACGCCAUCGCUCUCGCCGCACUAGAUGGCUUCUCGUCAGUUCUCACGCGAUCUUGUACCUGCUCUUUUGAGGAACACGUUCGACAGAGCCGAUCCCAUGUCUGCUGCUCAGAUCACGCCCAUGGGCAUCACGCCAAAGAGCACAAAAGCCUAUCUAGACUGGUACAAGGCCCAACUAGCAAGUGGGAGCGCCAUGUGGAAGGCAGUGAGGCCAGGCACGAAUGACAUUGUGGGCAUGCUUUCGCUCUGUAAAGUUCAAAGAGACGAGAAUGGGAAGUACAUCGGAGGGCCACCGCGAUGGGCCGAUCCGAAUGAGCCGGUCUACAAUGAUCCGUGGUAUCUGCCUGAUUUCAACAAUACGUUUAUUCGAGAAAUGAUGAAGUUCACCAUACCGGCGGAAGAGGCCUUGAUGAAAGGCCGGCGGUACAUCGUCGGAAUCAAUCUGUUCGUCAUCAAGGAUCUACAAAACGCAGGCGUGGGACGGCAGCUCUGCGACAAAGCGCUCGACUUUUCGAAGAAAGAGGGUUUGCCCAUCUUUUGCAUCGCCUCGACGGGCGGCAAGAAGCUCUACCUCAAGCUUGGUUUCACCGAGUCCGAAUCAUUCGUACUCGAUCCGAGCAAACCAGACCAAUCUUUCUCAGCCAUGAUUCUCCAAGCGGACUAGCAAUCAUUGCAUACUAGACAUCACUCGGUCGCAGUCGGAGGAGGAGGAUAGUGCAACUCGCCUCCUUCGGCAAGACACCACA